Arachis duranensis is the source of this 1966-nucleotide messenger RNA. RefSeq names its product probable folate-biopterin transporter 2. Bases 349 to 1860 code for a protein of 503 amino acids. The transcript is spliced from 6 exons. NCBI's taxonomy places the organism in Eukaryota, Viridiplantae, Streptophyta, Magnoliopsida, Fabales, Fabaceae. The record is from RefSeq and is a predicted model, not a curated record.
ACAGGAAUAGUAGCCAAUGGUACCCUUUUUGGCAUUUUCCUUUCAAUUCACACAAGUUGCUUCAUUUAGUUCAAGUUUUGUUUCCUUUCUUUACUUUUCUUUUUCAACUACCUCUUGGUCCAGCCUAUUGUUUACUUUUCAAAAUUCCCCAUUUUUCUUUGUUUUACGUGUAAAGUGAUUCAAAACUGAAAUCUAGGAAGGAGGAAGGGAAACAAAAGUUCACCUAACACUUGCUAGAUUGAUAGAUUGAUAGCUUGAUAUAGAAAGUUCAAUUUUUAUUUGAGGGUUUUGUUUAGUUUCAUAUUUCAAGUUUGGUAGUUGAGUCUAUAACACAAAGGGUGCGUGAUAAUGCAAGAGGAGGAAACUAAGGAAGAAGAACCCUUUGCUGAAUCUACAGAGGAAAAUGAACAAUUUCACCCAACAGAGGGUAUUAUUUGGGGUUGGGUGUGCAUUCCAAUCAAUUGGUUUAGAAUGCUUUCAAGGGAAAUGCAUUGGAGCUUUGUGUUUGGUGUGGUUGUUGUUUAUGGAAUAAGCCAAGGACUUGGUGGUUCUCUUGCUGGUGUUGGAACAAAGUAUUACAUGAAAGAUGUUCAGAAGGUGCAGCCAUCUGAGGCACAGGUUUAUGCUGGAAUCACAUCCAUUCCUUGGAUUGUUAAGCCUCUUUGGGGACUUCUCACUGAUGUUAUCCCCAUUUUCGGCUACCGGAGGCGACCUUAUUUCAUUUUUGCUGGUUUCUUAGGAGUAAUUGCAAUGCUUUUGUUGUCCUUGCAUGAAAACCUGCAUCUUGUGUUGGCACUUUUGUCAUUAACAGCUGGAAGUGCUGGGGCGGCAAUAGCAGAUGUGACGAUUGAUGCCUGUGUGGCACAGAACAGUAUCGCUCAUCCUUUACUUGCUGCUGAUAUGCAGAGUUUAUGUGCCUUCAGUUCUUCUGUUGGAGCACUAUUAGGAUUCUCCAUUAGUGGUAUCUUUGUUCACCUUAUAGGCCCUAUGGGAGUGUUUGGUUUGAUGACUAUCCCAUCUGGACUUCUAAUCUUGCUUGGUUUUCUACUUGACGAACCCCAUAUGCACGACUUUUCCUACAGACAGGUGAACCAAAAGUUUAUUGAUGCUGGCAAGGCAAUGUGGACUACUUUGAAGAGCGAAAGUGUUUGGAGGCCUUGCUUAUACAUGUAUUUAUCCCUUGCAUUGAGUUUGAAUAUCCUUGAAGGAAUGUUCUAUUGGUAUACAGAUUCAAAGGGUGGACCAGCUUUCUCUGAGGAAAGUGUUGGUUUUAUAUUCUCCAUCAGUUCAGUGGGAUCCCUUUUGGGUGCAAUACUUUACCAAUAUGCUCUAAAGGAUUAUGCAUUCCGAGACGUUCUCUUCUGGACUCAGUUGCUGUAUGGUCUAUCGGGUAUGCUUGAUCUGGUUCUGGUCCUGAGAUGGAACCUCAACUUUGGUAUACCUGACUAUUUCUUUGUUGUGAUAGUCGAAAGCAUAGCUCAAAUGACAAGUAGGCUCAAAUGGAUGCCUAUGCUUGUGCUUAGCUCAAAGCUUUGUCCCUCAGGUAUUGAAGGCACCUUCUUUGCCUUGCUUAUGUCUAUUGAUAAUGUUGGAGUUCUAUCAUCAUCAUGGGCUGGAGGAUUUGUGCUCCAUGUAUUGAAUAUCACGAGAACACGGUUCGAAAACCUUUGGUUAGCUAUUUUGAUACGGAAUGUUCUGAGACUCAGUCCUCUUUGCUUGCUGUUUUUGGUGCCUAGAGCUGAUCCGAAUGCUCUGAUUCUUCCACGUGAAAGCUUAGACUCCAAGGUAGCUAUUGACCACUCUUUGGAAUCCAAGAAUGUUGAAUUAGUGUCUCUAGUAAGCAGUGUUGAAGGUAAAUAGACCAAGCACUCUUACCUUCUCUUAGUUAGUUAGAUUCUCACAUUAGGAUACAUGAAAAUACCAAGCUAUUGAUGCUUGAAAUUGUGGAGAGAUUGUGGUAUGAAAU